Molecule: messenger RNA, 360 nt
Organism: Aspergillus aculeatus ATCC 16872
Lineage: Eukaryota; Fungi; Ascomycota; Eurotiomycetes; Eurotiales; Aspergillaceae
Product: cupin domain-containing protein
Exons: 3
Coding region: 1-360 (119 amino acids)
Source: RefSeq, a predicted model, not a curated record
AUGCCCGUCGCGUUCAGAUACCACCAGCAGGCGCAGUCGACGUUCAAGCCUCCUCUCAUCGCGAAUGAGAAUGCCUUCCUGGGGGACGUGGAUUCAUCGGAUGAUUACAACCCGGAGAAACCCAUGUCGGCCGGCUUUUAUCGCCUGGAGAAGGGCACGCCACUGACUUACGAGUACUCCUACGAUGAGAUGAAGAUUAUCCUCGAGGGGGAGUACGAAAUCUCCGACGAAACCGGGCAGAAGGUCACGGCCAAGCCCGGCGAUGUCUUCCAGUUCCCCAAGGGUGCCAAGAUCACCUUCACCACUCCCUCCUAUGGGCUGGCUUUCUACACGGGUCAACGGGCCAAGGGCGUCUUGUAA